AUGUUUAAAAAUGAAAAUUGUUUUAAAUGUUGUCACACUGGUAAAGUUGCAUUAGAUAAUCUGUCUCCUUACCCUCAGCAGCUUAGGGAUUUAUUAACAAAUACAGAUACUGUUCAGGCAAAAAUCGUUCAGGCAAAUAUACGUAAGUAUAAUAGUGCCGUUGCAUUUGCUUCUUUUGGACCAAACCUUCGCCUCCCACCUGGCCUUCGCCUCCCACCCACCUCCCACCAUGCUUUUGUUUCCGUGGUCAAAUAUGGCAUCGUGUUGGGGGACUUCACCCUCCUGAAGGUCAAACCCCUAUUUUUAACCAACUUUAUAUUUAUGAAGCAGGUAGGGCACAUAACGAAAGAAUGGCACGCCAAGAAAAUAAUGGCUGUCGUGAAGAUGUGAUGCAAACUGUUCAAGAUGUCAUGGACAAAGUAAGUCCCCUUGCUGAUGCCUAUAUUACAUGGCUGAAGUUGAAGCUGGAGAAUUAAAACAUGUAGCAGCACAAAAUCGUGCUCCAUCUGAAGUACGUAUGUACCUGAGGGUUGGCAAUGACCGAAGGCGCUACAACUUGCCACAUCAUGAUGAAGUUGUUGCAGUAUUUGUUGGGCAAGACGGAGCACCUCCUGGAAACAGGGAUGUUGUUAUCUAUCCGCGUGAAGGUGAUUUGCAGAAUAUUUCCACAAUGGAUGCAAACUUGGAGCCAAUGGUGUAUCCUCUUUUUUCCAAGGGGUGAACCAGGUUGGCAUAAUAGGAUACCUCAUGUUGCUGUACGUGCAACCGGUACUCGCAACACUACUACAAUAUUGCAGUAUUAUACUUACCGUUUAGCUGCUCUGGAAUAUUUCAGCCCGAUUCAUUAUGGUAAGAAAUUGUUUCAGCAGUAUUGUGUUGAUUCUUAUGUUAAAGUUGAAGGUAAUAAUUUAAAUUACAUUCGAGCGAAUCAAACCAUUCUUCGUGUUGAUAGUUCUGAAUGUUUAGCUGACCAUUUGAAUUCACCAGUCGAAAAGCAAGGCUUUCAACCAGGUCGUAUUGUUGUUCUUCCUUCGAGUUUUCAAGGAAGUCCAUGUGGCAUGGCUCAAAGCUAUCAAGAUGCUAUGACCGUCAUUGAUCCCAAUGACAAACUUAGGGAUGCAGAUGACAUACACAGUGUUAUUUCAGCAAAAAUUCCAAAUCAACAGGAACACACUGAGCUGUUUGAAAUGGUACGAUCAUGUAUGAUUCAUAGACCAUGUGGACAUCUAAAUCCUAAUUCCAGAUGUAUGGAAGAUGGUGUUUGCACUAAAAGUUUUCCAAAGAACCUUUUAGCAUCUAUGGUAGCUGAAGUCAACGGGUAUCCAUUAUAUAGACGUCGUGAUAAUGGUAUACAUAUCAAUGUCAAUAAUGUUGACAUAGAUAAUCGCUGGAUUGUUCCAUAUAAUAUCCAUGGCUUUCCAAGAAAUACAAUGCGCAUAUAAGCUUGGGGGCGUGUAUGUCGGUUAAAUCUGUUAAAUACCUUCAUAAAAUUUUUAUACAGGUCAUGAUUGUGCCAUUAUUGAGAUCAAUGAACGUAUUGAUCAUGAUGAGGUGCAGACAUUUUUAGAUGCGCGGUAUGUCAGUGCACCGGAAGCAGUAUGGCGUCUUUUUGAAUUUUACAUGCACCAACAAUCACAUGUUGUCCAUAGAUUAACAGUACACUUGCCAAAUAACCAUAUUGUUUAUUUUCAGCAAGAACACGCUGAAGAGGCUGUAGACAGAGCUGCAGAUCAGGCUACAAAAUUAACAGCUUGUUUUGUGUUAAAUGCAGAGAAUCCUGAUGCUCGCCAAUAUAUGUAUCCAGAUAUUCCUCUUCAUUUUAUUUUCAAUAAGAAAGUUUGGAAGCCAAGACAACGUGGUCAUGGUAAAAUUGCAUCCAGAAUGUAUAAUGUAAGUGCUCGCGCAGGUGAGCGUUUUUAUUUCCGUGUGUUGUUAUUAUAUACACUCAGUGCAACUUCUUUUGAAGAUUUACGAACUGUCAAUGGCAAUGUUGCUGAAACAUUUUGUGAUGCCUGUUUAUUGCGUGGUUAACUUCAGAUGCCUCGACAAUUAGGGCAAUUGUUUGCGGUGUUACUCACUGUGAACCUUCUGAUCCUCUAACUUUGUGGACAAGGUACUAGGAUGCAAUGUAUGUAGAUUAUAUACGCCAAAUGAAUGAGGAGCAGGGUGAGUACAGGCUGCUUUAAGAUAAUAAUUCUGUGCUUAGGCAUUUUGUUAAAUCUCUCACUAAUUAUAAUCUUCCUCACUUAGAUGAAUUACCCCCAACUGGAAACGUUGAUGUAGUUAUGGAGGCUGAAAGAGCUUCCUAGCUAAGAGCUCAACUUACUGACGAACAGACUACGCUGGCUAAUGCAGUCAUAGAAGCUGUUGUAAAUGUUGCUAACAAUGCAGCCCAAAACAACUGUCUGUUUUAUUUAGAAGGUGCUGGUGGUAGUGGUAAAACCUUUACUUAUAAUUAUCUUAUUACUGAACUUACAAGUAGAGGUUUCCAAGUUGGAACUACUGCGUUUACUGGCAUAGCAGCAACACUUUUAAAAAAGGCUACCACCAUUCAUAGACUAUUCCGGUUACCUGUUCCCACUUUAGAGAACAGUACAUGCAGCAUAACCCCGGUUUCUGCUCAUGCUGCAGAAUUGCGACAAGAGAGUUUCUUUUUACUUGACAAAGCUUCCAUGAUUCCUAAACAUGCUUCCAAUGCAAUAGAUGGUCUUCUACAAGAUAUUUUCAAUAAUGACUUUCUAUUUGGAGGUAAAGUUAUUUUUUUAGGUGGUGAUUCUUCACAGUUACUGCCUGUUGUCAGAAAAGGAAAACUAACUGAAAUUAUGGACAUGCGUUUAAAACGUUCUCCAUUAUGGUACUUAGUUAGAGAAUUUUGAUUACGUCGAAACAUGAGAACAAGGCCAGAAGAACAACAAUUUGCUGCAUGGCUUCUGCAACUUGUGAAAGGUGUAUUACCUGUUCGGGAGCAAGAACCUUUCCAAGGUGCAAUUGAAAUGCCAUCCCAAUGUGUGAUACAAAAUGAAUGUAUUGUUAUACUUUGUUUAGGGAUCUUUCACCAGAAAUUAUGGCCUCAUCUGUGGUACUAACACCCACAAAUGAUGACUCACUUAUUAUUAAAGACUAGUCGUUAGCCCGUGGAAAAAUCCACGGGGUCGCCCGUCCUUUAAAUUAACCCGUUUCAACAAAGUGGACAGUAAUAUAUCGCAUUUGGUAUUGACGCGCAUUUUGAAAAUUUCGUGUUUCCGUUACGGGACACGGCUUUCGCGGACACAGACAGACAGACAGACGACGGCUAUUAUUAAAGAGAUCAGGUAUUGGCGCUGUUGCCUGGUGAAGAAAAAGUUUAUUUUAGUGCAGAUGAUGUGUGUGAUGAGGAGGAGGAACGGAAUCAAUAUGCAGUAGAAUUUUAAAUAGUAUUCCACCUUCAGGUAUGCCUCCAAAUUUAAAACUGGUCUCAUUGUUGUGUUAUUAAGAAACAUAAACAUAAAUAAUGGUUUAUGUAAUGGCACUCUCCUAGUUAUAAGACGUCUUCAUGACAACUGUGUUCAUGCUGAAGUACUCACUGGAAAUGCCAUUGGAGAUAGGGUACUUAUUCCAAUUUACGUCGCAGACAGCUUCCACUAAGGCUGUCUUAUGCUAUGACAAUAAUUAAAGCACAAGGUCAAACCUUUGAAAAGGUUGGGAUAUUGUUGUUCAGCCCAUGUUUUUCUCAUAGUCAGCUGUAUGUUGCUUUUUCUAGAGCAAGAGCAUUUGGUGAUGUUCGAGCAAGUGUUGUUCCCUUAUCCAGGCAAUGGUCUUUUAAUAGGGAAUGUUAUACUCAAAAUGUGGUUUACCGUCAGGUUCUUACAUAGUUUAUUCAACAAUUGUGUUGUAGUAUAUAAUGCAAAUUUAAAAUAAACAAAAUUGAUAAUUUUCUAUUUAUAUCUAUCCGCCGUGUUGUGCGAAAUGUACUGCCAACAUGAGAAUAGCGUGCACUGUUGAUGGGGGUAAAUGUUCCUAUUCGCUGCACCCAUGUCUUAUACAUUUAUAAGGCGCAUCAGAAUAAUUAGGGUUCGUCAGUAUCCUAAAAUCAGAGGGGGAGGUUUAUAUCUGAUAAGGGAAGUCUUGGAAAAUAAAAUAGUAUUAUCUUUUGACUAUGUUAAGCAGGAUAGUAAUUUCGUAUUUACAUUUAAAAACAGUGAAUUUAGGAAAAGUGAUGGUACUACUCUUUUGCGGAUAUUUAUUUUGGCUUUUUCAAACUUAUUGUAUGCCAAAACUAUGUUGUGAAUCCUAAAAGUACAGUAGUGACGCAUUUUAUUUAAACGUUGUGUUGCACAUGCAUCUCUUUUUCUUUUAUGUGAAGGGCAAAGUUCUAUGGCUUACCUUCACGUGGAGCACUUUGUUAAAUGAUUUAAAAAUGAUUUAUCAUGAAGUAAAGAUUAAGAAAAGAAAUUUGCAACAUGAAUUAUUUCUUAAGUCCGCUUUCUCGUACAUUUUGCAACAUAAAUUAUUGCACUGUAAGGCUGUGCAAAAUUUUGUGCAGUAUUUCUUAUCAAACUACCUUUAAAUCUUUUUAUAUCAGUACAAACAAAAAACACUUAGAAACCUUUUUGCGAUAUGAAAUGAUUGUGGCUUUACUCAUUUUUUGAACAUGAGGAAACAUUAAAAUAAGGUUGCUAUAUCUUAUUGUGUGCUAGGCAUGAUGUGUUCUAACAACUUUAAAAAUAAUAUGUAUAAGUUCAAAAAUUAUCUUUUUACAGUGAACAAAAAUGGAAAAGUACAAUCGUUUUUAUCCGAAUGUAGCCGAAAACCAAAAAAGUCUAAUAUGUUAAGUUUUCUGACGUUACGGCGCGACGUCAAUAACACUACUUUAACGUCAAUAUCCUAUAUUAAAUUAAUGAAGCCAUUACAAGCAUCUAAAACUUUGAGGCCAAAUAACUUGGACACAGGGUGGUGACGUCAAUGAUUUUUCACUGCGUGGGUAACUACAACCCUCCACAAAAUUAGUGAGACAAACAGCCCCCUUCCCCUAUUUCAGUGUUGUAACCCCGUUUUUGGAGAAAGGGCAUCUGAGACAGUAUCUGCUGAACUCCUUCUGUGUCUGCAACAUUGACAGAAGGGGGAGGGAGGAAAAAGGAGAUUUCGAUACUAAGGGACAUUUUCGCGCUGAAAACCUACUUGUCUGACGUAAUUUUGUAGAAGUUUGUAGGGACCACUUAGUUACCCACGGGUGAUUGGGUAAUUUUUCCAACUCUUGGUCCCCAAAUCCGUUUUGGAAUGGACGGGUUGAUGACGUCAUCAAAAAACCUUUAAACCCCUAUAUCUCGUUACCGCUCAUCAAAAGCACAUAAUCAUGCUAACCCGUUAGAGUUACUGACUAAUUCUGAUGGCGAUAAAUCUCUCUGUUUGAUGCUGGUGGGGUUCUCGAUUGAGUGUCAUAUAGGACACUCCAUUUCCAUAUAUGAGGUAAAACUUUAGAAAAUCGAAGAUUUGCAUGCCGAAACUUCAGCAAAUGCAUGAUGUUUACGUUGAGGUUGUUUUUCACCAUUUUUGAUUAAAUAUUCACGGCAUGUGCUACUAAACCCAGGGUCAACACAUUCAACUGUCGCUAUGCCUAACAUGGUUCCCGUAGACAAUGCGGUACUUAAAGUCAAAUUUCAGCUCCCUGCACUGAGCACAAAAUGUCCCAUUUUUUUUUGUCAAGCCAGUUACUUUCAUCUUUGUGUGCUCAUGUACUAAGUCCACCCUCGUUGUGUCAAAUGUCGUCGGAUUUGACAGAGACCUUUUUUGCGCGUGCGUCAAUUUUUGAUGACGUCAAUAGAUUCCAAGGAAUUCUCUUUUUUUGCGCGUGCGUCAUAUUUUGAUGAUGCCAACAGAUAAUACUUAGGGGAGUGCUGCGGAAGGUCUUUGAAGCACGGACUUGACCCUAAAAUUUUACUGUACUUUGUAGCAUCCCCUUCUUCUACUAUCCUGCAAUAAAGGGGACAUCAAGUUUGGCAAUUUGGCUGGAAGCCUGUGCUUGUGCAAUAGCUCAUUUGCCAUUUUCAGUACUCAUUGACGUGUUGCGCUGAGAAUUUAUAGUUAACAAAAUGUCAUGGACCCACUUUCAAUUCUUGAACUUCCCAGAGCAAUAAGUUUUGAGGACACUAUAUCUUUACAUUGGGAGUCUUAUGGACAAAAUAUAAUUAUUCGUUUGGGAAUAUGUUAACUUGUUUUAUGCUGACUUUUAUUACCAUAUUUGGUUGGUUUAUUAAUAAAAUGUAUUUACUGAUGAUAGCCGCGGAAACGGUCGAAAGUUCUAGUAAAAAAUAAUUCAAAAACAACUUUGUUUCUGUUUAUACAGGUUAUUUCAUGUUUUCUUUAAAGUUUUUACCAUUUGCUAGAAAUGGAGGUGAUUGAUUGUUCUUUGGUUUGCUAUAAUGACCUUAAACAG
Molecule: messenger RNA, 6412 nt
Organism: Hydractinia symbiolongicarpus
Lineage: Eukaryota; Metazoa; Cnidaria; Hydrozoa; Anthoathecata; Hydractiniidae
Exons: 2
Coding region: 537-1442 (301 amino acids)
Source: RefSeq, a predicted model, not a curated record